Molecule: messenger RNA, 4934 nt
Organism: Galleria mellonella (greater wax moth)
Lineage: Eukaryota; Metazoa; Arthropoda; Insecta; Lepidoptera; Pyralidae
Gene: aux
Product: cyclin-G-associated kinase
Exons: 21
Biological process (GO): positive regulation of Notch signaling pathway; regulation of clathrin-dependent endocytosis; protein phosphorylation
Cellular component (GO): cytoplasm
Molecular function (GO): protein serine/threonine kinase activity; AP-2 adaptor complex binding; ATP binding
Source: RefSeq, a predicted model, not a curated record
CAGCUAUUGAGUCAAUUGACAGCGAGUCAGCGACAGCCAUUGUAAAAUGGACCCAACUAGAGGGUGCUGAUUAAAAUUAAGUUAUUAUUUUCUUUAUUCAUUGUAUUUAAACCACAAAAUAAUCAUUCAAAAUGAGCGUAUUUAAAUCGGCCAUGGGCUACUUCAGUUCUGGAGGAGCCAAUGGUGGUAGUGAUAAUGAUUUCGUCGGUCAAUUCGUUGAAAUCGGAAACAUGAAACUGAGAGUGAAAAAAGUAAUUGCAGAAGGUGGAUUUGCAUUUGUUUUCGUUGCUCAAGAUGUAUCAUCAGGUACAGAGUACGCUCUAAAGAGGCUAAUGGCAGCUGAUGAACAAGCAAACAAGAAUAUUAUCCAAGAGAUUAGUAUAUUAAAAAAAUUAUCCGGACACACUAAUGUAAUUAAGUAUAUAGCAGCUUCCUUUAUUGAUAAGUCAAAGACGAGCCAUGGGAUGAGCGAGUAUUUAUUGUUGACUGACUUAUGUACGGGGGGCAGUUUGAUGGAGGCUCUACAAAGUAAGGGGCAAGCGUUCCCCUUGCCAACGAUCCUACGAGUAUUCUACCAGAUGUGCCGAGCGGUUCAGCACAUGCACGCCCAAGUUCCUCCUAUAGCUCAUCGUGAUCUCAAAUUAGAAAAUUUCUUAAUAUCCAAUGAAGGUACAAUUAAACUAUGUGAUUUCGGAUCCGCAACUACAGAUGUUUACACUCCAAACCCAUCAUGGAGCGCUAAUCAAAGAAACAUGUUAGAGGAAAACCUGGCCCAAUUCACAACACCUAUGUACCGAGCACCAGAACUUUUAGACACGUGGGAUAAUAGAAAAAUAGAUCAUUCAGUAGAUAUAUGGGCGUUGGGAUGUAUAUUAUACACUCUAUGCUUUAUGCAGCAUCCGUUUGAGGACUCCGCAAAAUUAGCCAUUUUGAAUGGAAAUUACAAUCUUAAUCCCAACGAUCAACGUUAUAAAUGCUUUCACGAGAUCAUAAGUGGUUGCCUAACAGUGAAUCCUGCUGAGCGACUGACAAUAAACAGUGUGCUGGAACGACUGGCGGCGAUUGCUGAGUCCAACAAUGUCAAUCUCAAGCAACCACUCAAAUUUGAGCGUAAAAAAGUUGAACAAUCUGUGGCCACUAGCUCGCCAGCGAGCAAAGACCAACCAACGUCAAACAGCCAGGAGGUGCCAAACUCUCGGCCGCCGGAGCCGAGCCGGCCUCCGCCGCCCAGUCGGCCCCCAGCUGCGCCCCACUACAAUGCUCCCCCACCCCAAGUACCGGGUAAUUCUGGAGGAUUAUUCUCAUCUAUAAAGGGAGGUGCUGGCAGCUUCUUGAAAAAUUUAAAAGACACUUCCUCAAAAGUUAUGCAAACAGUACAGCAGUCGAUAGCUAGGACGGAUUUAGAUAUCAGCUAUAUAACUAGUCGAAUAAUCGUGAUGCCGUACCCCUCAGAGGGAUUAGAGAGUGCGUACAAGACUAACCACAUAGAUGACGUCAGGGCGUUCCUGGAGAGCCGUCACCCUGGCGGCAAGUACUGCGUGUACAACGUGUGCCGCGGGUCGCGGUCGCAGUUCUCGCGGCACGGCGUGGAGGCCUGGCGUGCUCUGUGGCCCACGCCGGCACACAAGGCGCCCCUGCUCGCGCCCUUCUACUCCCUCCUGCAAGACAUGUACCAGUACCUCGGGAAGGAUGAUCGGAACGCUCUAAUCAUUACAUGCCAGGACGGCAAAAUGAUGUCGUGUGUGGUGCUUUGUGGGUUGCUACUGUACUCUAAACUGGUGACGGUGCCGGAGGACGCGCUCCAGAUAUUCGCGGUCAAGCGCUGUCCCAUCAACAUUCCGCCCGGCCAAUUGAGAUAUCUCUAUUACCUUAGCAAUAUUAUAAGGCCAGAACCAAUGCUCGUUCACUUUAGGCCUGUGACCUUGGUGUCUAUCACCAUUCAACCGGUGCCACUCUUUACAAAAGCAAGAGACGGAUGUAGACCCUACAUUGAAAUUUACAACGAAGAUAGACUGCUGUUGUCUACAAUGCAGGAUUACGAUAGAUUACAUAUGUAUACAAUGGCAGAAGGGAAGGUGACGCUGCCCCUGGACACGACGGUGUGCGGCGACGUGGUGGUGAGCGCGGUGCACGCGCGCAUGCAGCUGGGCCGGUUGCACGCCGUGCCCAUGCUCGCGCUGCACUUCCACACCGGCUUCCUGCCGCCCGACCACCACGCCAUCAAAUUUACCAGAUCAGAGAUCGACGAAAUUUAAAUAAAUAUUUACAUAAAUUACCACUUACUCGUCAACACACUGACCGCGGUGAUAAGCCUCGUAGUACAGAACGGGGAGCGGCGGAAACCCCGCAGCGAUCUCUGGGAGGAGGAUCACUCGUUCCCGAUACGAACACCGGAUGUGCUGUUCUCUACCAAUCUAGAACGGGAUGAGACUAUCGAUAAUUUUGCUAAUCUACGAGGAAACGCUGCAGCGAUACCUCGGACAAUAACAGCUGAUUAUCCGGCCCGGGAAGCGGAGAAGCCAGCCCCUCCUCCGCAGCGGCCCCCGCCCCCGCGCCCCGCCGCUCCCGCCGCUCCCCAGCCAGCACCCGAAGUCGUCCCUCCUGUUUCCGACGCUGAUUUCCUUAACCUGAGUUCCAGUCAAGUUCCCCAACCUGAGACGCAGAAACCACAAAAGAAGUUGACCAGUGACGAUUCCUUCGACUUCUUCGGUAUGAUGGAGAAACAGACUGAUGAAACCUUCGGAGACUUCUUAAGCAGCAGACCGGCCGCUGAUAACCCACAGCCAUUCUCAUCUCAGAGUAUAUUCGGCGACUUGCCAGCACCGCCGGAGACGACUGACAAGCCCGCUGCGAACUCCUGCGAUCCGCUCAAUUUCGAUCCUUUCGGCCUCAAUGAUCCUCUUCCCAAACAAGAGCCGCUGUUAACUCCACAACAAAUACAAGAAGAUGGGCGAUCGCAGAGCGUUCCACCUGAGCGGCAGACGAAGAAGGAUCCGUUCGCGGAGCUGGGCGUGCUGGGCGCCGCCAGCGCCGCCGCCUCGCGCGCCGCCUCGCCGCGCGCCUCGCCCGCGCACACGCCCGCGCACGCGCCGCCCGCCACCCCCGCGCGCUCGCCAGCACACCAACCGGAUUACAGUCGGACUCAUUUUGAAACUGCAAAAACACCGGCCGAUGAGAAACCGAAGAAGUCUGGAGACGUAUUCGGUGACCUUCUUGGCAGCCAGGGCUACGACUUCGCAACUAAACGAGACACCGGGCCCAAGACCAUGAACGCAAUGCGCAAAGAAGAAAUGGUCAAGGAAAUGGACCCAGAAAAAUUAAAGAUACAUGAAUGGACGGAGGGCAAGAAAGCAAAUAUUCGAGCGCUAUUGUGCUCGUUACAUUCAGUAGUGUGGGAGGACUGCCGCUGGGCACGCUGCGAUAUGUCGCAGCUCGUUUCCGCCGCCGACGUCAAGCGGAGCUACCGACGCGCCUGUCUCGCCGUUCACCCAGACAAGCAAAUGGGCACUCCUAACGAGAAUUUGGCCAAGAUGAUAUUCAUGGAGUUGAACAACGCAUGGAGCGACUUCGAAAAUGACGCCAAACAACAAAACUUAUUCCAGUCCUAAUGUAAUUAUAAACACGUUGUUAUCCUUGUUAAUAAAUACAGUUAUUAUUAUAAAUUCUGUCACGAUCUUAUCCUUGCUGACAGUAUAAUCAUAAUGAAUACAUACGCAUAUAAUGUAAUGAUAAAUUAAUAAAUAAUCUAAUAAGUGUACCAGUUAUCGAUUAAUGUCGUCUUGUAAUUUAUUUUAUUGAUUAAAAUUUUAAGUCCACGUAAUGAAGCAACAUAGAUUUCUGUUUUAUUUAAAAAUUUGAAUGUUCCUUAGUAAAUAUAUAUUGACCUUAAUUAUGCGAAUGGCACCCGCAAAUUUAUUUUGACAUUUGUAUAUUUUUUCAAUUUCUUUAACGGAUGAUCCAAAGUUUGUUGAUAGUGCUAUCGAUGGAAUUUGUAAUUAUUUUAGAGUAAAAAAAAGUACAAGUGUUCACUCUCUAUAAAGAAGAAUCAUUAACUGAAAUUACUAUCAUGGGGUUUCGGUGUAUAAUAAAUCGGGUAUGUAAAAGCAUUGUGAAAGGCGAAUAUGUAAAUUUAAUAUUUUAGUAUUUAUUUAUUUAAGCAUAUAGCCAGUAUUGGCAAUGAGAAGAUCGUGACCAACUGUUUCAAUACAACUUAAUGAAAAUGUAAAUAAAAGAACAAUUGACUCGGCCUUAAGAUGGUAUGCUGAUGUCCAAUAGUAGUAUAAAUAGAAAAUCAAUUGAUCGAGUAUUUAAUUUCAUUCAAACAGUGUUUUGUCGUAUGCUCCCGAAACUAAUCGAUCUUUUUCGACCAAAUUACACAUAAGUUAGACCGGUAGUUAUUGCAUUAAAAUAAAAUUAAUGUAUAAAUUUUUAACAAUGAAACAUAGUUAUCUUUUCAUUAAGUUAUAUUGAGAUAUAAUUAUUAUAGUUACUACUCGAUACGAUUCGAUACUAAUUCAAAUUCUCAAUCAUGUAUAAUAUAACUUAACAAAUAUAAACCUAACAUAGAUUUAGGUUAAGAUAAACACAGAAAACAAUAGGCAAAUGUCAACGAAAUAAAACGAAAUUUAAAUAUAAAAUGAAACAGUGUUUAAUAUCAAAAAUAUCUAAUCGUAUUGAGGCACAUUUGUACUUGUUGUCAUCAUAACUGUAGUUUGACUGAGCAACUUAACUUAGAAAUUUCAUAACUUUUCUUGAUAUGUAAAUUAUUAGAAUGUUUAAGGCAGUGGGCAUUUAUUAUUACAAUAGUAAAAUUAUGCUAUGGCUUAUGGAGAAAAAGCUUCUUUCAGCGAUUAUAUUUAAUUGUUACAUACGAAAUAUGUUAAAGUGCACAAUACACUAGCAAGAAUAUAUUAAUCUGCUUGUAAGUUAUUAUU